AUGGCUGUGCCAGGACGGAGGGUGGGGCUAAUCAGACAGAGGCUGGUCCUGGGCGUGUGGGAGGGGUUAAUGGCGGUGUUUGGGGAGAUGACGGACAGAGAGGUCCGUCUGAACUCUGUUACCGAGCUGUUGGAGGUCCCGUCGUUAAGGAAGUGGAGCCGGUUGCCGAGGCUCUGUCCCAGGGCUUUCACGGCGGCCUUACGCACCGAGCCCGACAACAGGAAGUACAUCACAGGGUCCAGGACGGCAUUGAAGGCGGAGAACAACAACAUGACUUCAUUGGUCCUGUCCACCAGGCGCAAGUAAUCGCAGGCUGGGGAUUGGCUGAGCUGGGAGAGGACGUAGACUGGGCGGAAGGCGUGGUAGGGCCCGAAGCAGACGGUGAACAGGAAGAGCACGAAGAAGGACUUCCUGGCGGUGCAGCCGUAGCGGUGGGCGUUGGGGAGGUCCGGUUUAUCCCUGGACACCUUAAGGAGGCGCAUGGCUAUCUUCCCAUAGGAUACAACCAGCAGGCAGAACACUCCCCAGAACAGCAGCACCAGAGCCAUGUUAAAGUAAGCCUUCCCCUUCGCCCCACGCCGCUGCUUAUACUGGAAACACUUCCCAGGUUCCUCGUUGCCCUCCGACAUGGCGAUCAUGGGCACGGCCGCCACCAGGGACAGCCCCCAGAGCGCCCCGCACGCCACCCAGCUCCAUCCCCCGCCUCUCAGCCUACUGGCCAGGCCCCUCCCCGCCCCGCCCCGCCCCUUCAGCUUCACAUACCUAUCCAGACUAAUGAACCCCAACAGAGUGAUACUAAUAUACAUGUUCAUGUAGAAGAGGUUGCCCACCACUUUACAGACCAGGGGGCCGAGGAUCCAGCGGUUCCCAUUAGCAUGGUAGAGGACUCUGAAGGGAAGGCAAGCCAGGAGCACCAGGUCAGCUAUAGCCACGUUGAUGAGGAACACCCGGACAGAGUUCCUUCUGGAGUGGAGGAAGAGGAAGACCCACAGGGCCAGCAGGUUACCUACCAGACCCAGGAGGAAGAAGAGGGAGUAGAGGAAGACCAGGGGGAGGCGCAGUGCACCGUCAUCUAGAUUACAGAGGGUCUGGUUUGGAGAGGGGGAGAGGGGGAAGGAGGUGGAGGAGAAAAGGAAGGAGGAGGAGGUAGAGAGAGGAUGGGUGGCAUUGGAGAGGGGGAAGGAAGAGGAGGAGAGGGGAGAUGAGGUGGAAAGGGGGGAGGAGAGAAGAGUGGUCAUUGUGCCGAGGCGGGGGUGUCUCUAGGACCAGCAGAUUUUCAGUGCUGUGAAGAAAAGAGGGAGAGAGUGAGGCGGGGGUGGAGAGAUGUUUUUUAUUGAUAAGGAUGAAAAACGGACAUGUCAAAGCUGUGGGCUGUUAACAGGAAAGGACUUUGGCGGUUUGCAGAUACGGUUUGCAUUGACAAAGCACUGUAGUCUCAAGUAACUAAUCUAUUUUGAAAUGUCACAACUUUUACCACUUCAAGUUGUUUUUCAAGUUACUACCCUGUAGCAGGAAAAUAAGUAAUGAAAAAUCAACCACUACUUGAAGUGCAAUUAUUGUAUUGUACCUACGACCUAUUUUGGAUUUAGCACCAAGUAAAGAACGUGGCCUGCCUAGUAGUCUCACACCGAUUCACUGAUGAUUUUAUGAAGACAUGAUCUCACUCACCAUCCAGAUUCCCUCCAUGUCAGAGACUCUCCAGCUGUAGUUUGAGUGUGUGAAUUGUUCCAUAUCCUUUAACAGCCCCUGGUCCUGCUGUCCCUUGGUUAUCAGGUUCUGUGGGAUAGUGUUGGGACUUCUCUCGUUACUCUCCGACACACCUUUCACCUUUCUUUCUUUGUCUCUUUUGCUCAAAAGUACGAGUCUGUUACUGCAUCUGCUACUCUGAGCUCUCCUCCCUCGCUCUCUUUCCUCCUCUCUAUCUUCCUCUCUCUGGUUCAGAUGUCUUGUCUGAGUUUCUUCACUUCUCUCUCGCGCUCUCUCUCUCUCGCGCUCUCUCUCUCUCUCUCUCUCUCUCGCGCUCUCUCGCUCUCUCUCUCGCUCUCUCUCUCUCUCUCUCUCUCUCUCUCUCUCUCUCUCUCUCUCUCUCUCUCUCUCUCUCUCUCUCUCUGUGCCUCGAGAUGUUAUUCUCUCCCACCUCCCCCCACCAGCCCCUUGUCAGCUGUUAGCAGCUAUCAGAGCCGUCAGACCACAGACCCCAUCCUCCCCCCUCUCCUCCAGAGUGAUGUGCAGGCAAGGCGGAGGAAACCAGCGCUGCGAGACCACAGAGGCUGACUGUCACGUACUCCAGUGCUGCACUCUGCUACUCAUCCGCAAUCUCUUCUAUUUACUCCUGUCUCCUCUCUUCCUCCUUUCUCUGGUGUUCUCUCGAUCUGUCCAGUGUCGUCCUCCUCCUUUCUUUUCUCCUCCCUUAACUAUCAGUUGGACUGUAGCUCUCUGCCUUAGUCCUGUCUAGGAACAGCCUUUUGGUCCAGCACUAUCAAGGUUUUACUAGAAUAGUAUGGUACAAAAUGUUGAACCCAAUCCCUCCAUCUCUCUCUGUCUUGGUCCUGUCUUGUAGCCUCACUGUGUCCUGCUGGCCUCUAAGGAGAACUCAGCUCCAGUCAAGCUGGGGGGGUUUGGAGUGGCCAUACAGCUGGGAGAGUCAGGCCUGGUGGCAGGAGGUACUCUAUACUGACUGUGGAUUUAUCGUUCUCUCUCGCUCUCUGCUCUCUCUCUCUCUCUCUCUCUCUCUCUCUCUCUCUCUCUCUCUCUCUCUCUCUCUCUCUCUCUCUCUCUCUCGCUCUCUCGCUCUCUCGCUCUCUUGCUCUCUCUCUCUCUCUCUCUCUCUCUCGUCUCGCUCUCUCGCUCUCUGCUCUCUCUCUCUCUCUCUCUCGCUCUGCUCUCUCUCUCUCUAGCUCUGUUCUCUCUCUCUGCUCUCUCUCUCUCUCUAGCUAUGUGCUCUCUCUCUCGCUCUCUCUCUCGCUCUCUCUCGCUCUCUCGCUCUCGCUCUCUCUCGCUCUCUCUCUCUCUCUAGCUCUGUUCUCGCUCUGUUCUCUCUCUCUGCUCUCUCUCUGCUCUCUCUCUCUCUCUCUCUCUCGCUCUGUUCUCUCUCUCUGUUCUCUCUCUCUGCUCUCUCUCUGCUCUCUCUCUCUGCUCUCUCUCUCUGCUCUCUCUCUCUGCUCUCUCUCUGCUCUCUCUCUCUGCUCUCUCUCUCUCUGCUCUCUCUCUCGCUCUGCUCUCUCUCGCUCUCUGCUCUCGCUCUCCUCUCUUGCUCUGCUCUCUCCCUCUCCCUCUCCCUCUCUCGUAUCUGUGUGUAAACCCACACUCUAACCCUCCCUCCUCCCCAGGUCGAGUAGGCACCCCCCACUUCAUGGCCCCAGAGGUGGUGAAGAGAGAGCCGUAUGGUAAGCCUGUAGACGUGUGGGGCUGUGGAGUCAUCCUGUUCAUCCUGCUGUCUGGCUGCCUGCCCUUCUACGGCACCAAGGAACGCCUGUUUGAGGCUAUCAUUAAAGGGAAAUAUAAGGUAGUAGUUGAUUUUCCAAAACUGCCCUCUAACACACACACACUACAAGGCAGAGAAAGGGGCGGAUGUGAAACCUGUGGCUGCUGGUCAUUGCACGUGGUUAGCAACCACAAGCUAAGGCUUGCCUCAGUCCUUCUUAAGGCCCGUACAGAGCAUUCAGAAUGUACCAUAUAGAACAGUCCUAAUUCUGUUUCUGUGGGGGGUAUGUUUACUUGGCAACGUUCCUUAUAUCUAUAGCUAGGUUAAAAAGCUCAAGGUAUGUACUGUCCAAGGUGAUAAACGUAGCCGGCAUACCCCCGGGUGGUGCAGCCCUACAUCCAUCUGAGAGCGUGUGUGUGUGACCCGCCCCCCCUCUAGAUGAACCCACGCCAGUGGAGCCACAUCUCAGAGAGCGCCAAGGACCUGGUGCGCCGCAUGCUCAUGCUUGACCCUGCAGAGAGGAUCACUGUCUACGAGGCCCUCAACCACCCCUGGCUCAAGGUGGGAACACGCAUGCAGACACACACACACGCACACACACACACUCGUUCACUUGCACGCUUGCACACACACUCAAAGCCCUGUCUGCACGAUGCUGAAGUUGCAGACACAGCCUUAACCUCAACUCUAACACGUAGUCAUAGAGAGACCUUGAUUAUAACCUAAUAUGAAACUAACACUUGGCUAUUUGUUGGUUUUCUCAUAACUUCCUCCCCCGCAGGAGACCGACCCCUGCAUCAGCUACUUUCACAACCCAGAGAAUACGGUCUAGUUUAUUGAGUGGAAACUGUUAGUGUUUUGUCUUUAUUAGUGUUGUGUGGUAUUCACCUCUCUGUGAGGAACAGGCGUUCACCUCUGUGAGGAACAGGCGUUCACCUCUCUGUGAGGGACAGGCGUUCACCUCUCUGUGAGGGACAGGCGUUCACCUCUCUGUGAGGGACAGGCGUUCACCUCUAUGUGAGGGACAGGCGUUCACCUCUCUGUGUGUGUGUGUUCUCCCUCCAGGAGAGGGACAGGUAUGCCUACAAGAUCCACCUGCCAGAGACGGUGGAGCAGCUGAGGAAGUUUAACGCAAGGAGGAAGCUCAAGGUACACACAAGUGAUGAUCUUCCAAUCAAUCAGUCAACCAAUCAGUCAAUCAACCAACCAAUUAAUCAACCAUCCAAUCAGUCAAUCCAUUCUUGUUCUUUGUUGUCCUAGGGGGCAGUGUUAGCUGCUGUCUCCAGCCACAAGUUUAACUCCUUCUACGGAGACCCACCAGAGGAGAUGCCUGACUUCUCUGAAGACCCCACCUCCUCAGGUAAGACCCGCCGCUCUCCUCCCAAGCCGAGCUGUGUCAGUGGAACGGAUGUCAUGGCAACAAUCGCUUUCGUAGUUUGUGUUGCUAGCUCAUUGUCCCACGGACAGUCCUAAAGCACACCCCUGGUGAUUUUUCACUUCUCAUAGAUUUCUACAACUAUAGCCAACUUCUGUAGAAAAGGAUGCUCGUCAUGUAAGAACGAUGAUGAUGGUUUCACAUUUCUAUCACUUUUGUAAGCGCCUCAACCUCAACCAAGCCUCAACGUUAGCUAAUUUCCUGGUAAUCAGAUGACACAGGCAGUAGCUAACCACACAACCAAUCCAGUGUUCAGAUCAGAACAGCAGUGGAACAUUCAGGCCCUGGUCUCUGUGGUAGCCUCUGUCUUUUUAUAAAUCCCCCUGAUUGGUGGAAAAAGGAAACAGAGGUGCCCAGGCUAGCGUUGCCCAAUGCCCUCACUUCCCUGUCUCUGUCUCGGGGAUGCACUUUCACUUCCUAUGGACAUUAUCUAUGGGGGAACAAAGGGUUAACCACUACCUGCCGCCCUCUCUGUCAAAUAGCCUACUGCACUGAAUGCUAUGUUUGUCAGAUGUUCUCAGACCUAAAAAGGGCUCUAAUGUUGUGAUGAGUGCAUGUCCCACGUGAUCUGGUUUGUAGAUCUAGUUAGAUGCCUUUUAGAUGGGCUCCAUCUAAAAUGGUCAAAUGAAAUGGUGCCUAUCCUUCCCAUGCAUUUGGGAUUAAGGCGUAUAGCUGGAUCUACACAACAGACAGUGUGACGUGGCGUGGGCUCCACAUUAGACCACUUUUCAGGAUGAAAACAUCUGACAAACUUUGGGGAAAAUGGGAGCGCUAUAGAGUCAGACUGAGUGGGUCAUAGAAAAAGCAUUAGAGACAAUGUAGGUGAUAGUCUGGUCUUCCUCUUGUGAGUUCAGACAGCCUCAUUGCAUCACUCUGUUUUGUGACUAUUUCUGCCCUCCUUUCUGCACAGUCAGUGUCCUUUAUGGUGCUGAAGUCUAAAAAGAAAAUGCUUAGGGAUGGAAUUCACUUUCCUGUGGGGUGUGUGUGUUAGGAGGGGAGGGGGGGAGGGGGGAGCAGUGUAUGAGUAAAGGACCUUUUUUAAUCGGAACGGCAUCUUUGCUACUUUAGCCAGAUGCCCACAGCUCCAGACACUUCUAGAGUCAACACAACCUCUGCUUUUUGCUUACUCUAUCUCUCUCUCUCCCUUUUUGCUCUCUCUCUCUCUCUCUCUCUCUCUCUCUGUCUUGUCUUUCAUCCUUACUGCCCUCCUCUUUUCUCUCUCUCUACACAAUCCCUCUCUUUCUCUUGUCUUCUAAAUCUUUCCCCUCUCUCAAUUCUCUUCUCUGUGGUUUUGUUGCAAUGCGGCGCUCUCUGUAGGACUGCUAGCCGCUGAAAGUAGGUAUCCCCACGUAGCUUCCUGGUGUGACAUCAUCAUGAAAUCAUCACCAUCUAUUAAACUACCCCCUCCGCCCCCCCGUCGGUCCUCUGCUUGCCUGUAGCACCCUUGAUGACUCGCAUCCCAAUACUCUAAAACAACUUCCUCACUUUACCUAUUUGGGGGAUGAAACAAUAUCUGACUCUGUGUCAGUUGAUGGGGCGAAUUGAACUCCAAGGUGAGAUGGACAGGAAGCCAACCAGAAGUAUUGGGAAGUAGACUCUGUGUGCAUUGUGAUGUCACACCACCGACAGCCAAUGAGGUGGCUGCGUGCCUGCACGGCUUCCAUUUGAUCCAAUCACAACCGUUGUCAGUGGCGCGUCCAAUCUGGACCUGUCAUGACCUUUGAGGACAAGCUGAAAAUGUUCUAACCUAUUUCUAUGUGUGCAGUGUUUUUCUAUUUUAUUAAAAUAGCAUGGCAACUAACUUUAGUCUUCCAUACAAUCUCUAGAUCCAGCCUUCACUAACCUGAACUAACCCAUCACAUGACAUGACCUCCAUACCAUCUAUCUCCAUCCCAUGUGAUAUGGUUUAUUCCUUCCUUCCUGUGUCUAAUCUGUCAUAUUGAUGAUGGGACGUACUUCUGUUCUGUUCUGUCCCGUCCUGUUCUGCCGUCUCUGUUGCUUUCGCUGCAUGUAGCAGGUACUCUAGCCUAACACUUCUGUUUCUAGCUGUGUGGUGUCUGUAAAUGUGUUUGUCCUUGUUUUUCGUUAUAUGUAUUUUUGUUUGUGUUAAAUCUAAAUCUUUCUGUUUUUACAGUAUUGGCUACUUAUAAUUGGUGUACGUGUGUAUGUGCUUUAACCUGUGUGUGUGCUAUAACCUGUGUGUGUGUGUGUGUGUUCUAUAACCUGUGUGUGUGUGUUUUAUAACCUGUGUGUGUGUGUAGGAGCAGUAUCUCAGGUGCUGGACAGCCUGGAGGAGAUCCAUGCUCUGACCGACUGCAGUGAGAAAGAUCUGGACUUCUUACACAGCGUCUUCCAGGACCAGCACCUACACACACUGCUGGACGUGAGUGGGCUACACACACACAUGCAGUUUCAUGUCAAGUCCACUAGGUGGCAGGCACUUUGACACAGGUAAAGGGCUAUGCAUGCUCAGACACACCACAUUAUUCAUUGGGAAUGAAAAUGCAUUUUAUUUAUAAAGCACCAUUAAUACAUAAAAGACCAAAAAAAUGUUAUGUUAGGAAGGAUAUGUGAAAGAUGACCGAAUAAUAAUGUCUCUCUCCCUGGUGUCCCAGCUCUAUGACCAGAUCAACACCAGGUCGUCUCCUCAGAUCAGAAACCCUCCCAGUGAUGGAGUACAGAGAGCCAAAGAGGUGAGUGGCCUUGGUCACGACACCUCUUUUCUUGUGGGACUAGUGCUUGUCAAAGACUUUAUUUUGUUGUUUUGGUUAGUAUUCAUUUUGGGGUUUGUUAAUGUUUUGCAUUAAGUGUUGAAGCUCUUAUAUGAUACUAUAAUUGUACUUCCUCUCUUCUCCUUUAGGUACUGGAGACAAUCUCCUGUUACCCCGAAAACAUGGAGGCCAAGGAACUCCGGAGGAUCCUCACACAGCCACACUUCAUGGUGGGUCAUCUCCAUCUCUCUCUCUCUGUGUGUGUGUGUGUGUGUGUGUGUGUGUGUGUGUGUGUGUGUGUGUGUAAACAAAUGAUCAUGACUGGGUCGAGCUCCUUAGUUUGUCCACUAUAGACCACCAGGUAUGGAGGGAGGGAGUAAUCUGUUAGAUCAGCAAGACAAAGGGGAGGGGCUGUCAGAUAUAGCAGACAGGUUUAUGGGUGGGGCUACAGCAACAGCAGAGGUCAACAGCAGAGCCACAGCCACGGACCUGUCUCUAGUGGGAUCACUGGUGAGGAACUGGGAUCAUGGGGUCUUGGCUAAAUCUAAUCAAACUUUUUAUUUGAAGGGGAUUUAACUUACCUUAGGUCACAUGGGAACUUGGAUGUGUUGUUUUGCAUACUUUGCUCCAUUUUGGGGUUUAUGGUGUACAGACUGCUUUCUGUUAGGGGGUUACAUUCUGUAUUUUAAACACUUGAGUUGGAAGGACUCAUUAGUCAAAAUAGAAGGUUAAAAAAAAGAAUAAGAGAAAAAAACGGUCUGCUUUUCUGGAAUGUUCUCCUCUUUCUCUCUUCAUCUCCUCUGGUGUCAGGGUUUUUUCUGGAUCAAAAAGGGGCUUAGGGGGUGGGCGUGGCAGGGGUCGUGGUAAUGGGCGUUGUCGGCGCGGCUGAAUUUUAGGGAACAUUUUACAGGUCCACAUCUUGGCUGUGUAGAGAAGGUUUAGCAUUUCCUGCUAUUCUACACAUUUCUCCAUGGAGCUGAGAGACAUUUUUGCAGUUUUAAAGCUAAUUUCCUGCAAUUCUACACAUUUUGCUAUGGAACUGAGAGAAAAUGUAGCCGUUUUAAAGCUAAUUUCCUGCAAUUCUAUGUAUUUUGCCAUGGUUAAUGUGGAGUUAUUUUGCUCAAACAUAAUAACAUCUAUUCUGCUAAAUUAAUUGUUUUGGGAAUUUUCUGUUCUUCCUUACUGUCUAGCUUUUAUUUUGGUGAUUGUUAGUUCUCAAAGAUUAUAAUGUAAAAAUAUAUUGGUCCAUUAUCUUUUCUAAAUACUUUGUCUGGCUUUAGUCGUUUUUAAGUUUAAACUGAAAGCUUUUUCCAUGCUGACAUUUUUUUGGGACUUAGGCGGCCCGAAAAAACGCUUAGGUGGCCCGCCCAAGGAUUUCAAUGGCAGAAAAAUCUGUGGCUGUAUGUUACAGUUAAAGCUGAAAUAUGUAACCUUUUGGGCAGCCUGACCAAAUUCACAUAGAAAUGUUAGUUAUAGAUCCUAGGGCGGCAGAUAGCUUAGCGGUUAAGAGCGUUGUGCCAGUAACCGAAAGGUCGCUGGUUCUAAUCCCCGAGCCGACUAGGUGAAAAAUCUGUCUGUGCCCUUGAGCAAGGCACUUAACCCUAAUUGCUCCUGUAAGUAGCUCUGGAUAAGAGCGUCUGCUAAAUGACCUAUUUAUUAUUUAUUUAUCUGUCUUUCUCAUUGAAAGUGAGUCUAAGAAGCUGUAGAUUUGUUCUAUGUGUGCCAUUUCUAUGCUUCCCAUUCUUAAGUUUCGUUUUUGCAUCUUUUACUUUCGGUUUUGUACACCAGCUUCAAACAGCUGAAAAUACAAUAUUUUUGGUGAUGGAAAAUAUAUUUCACAGCGGUUUAGAUGGUACAGUGAUUCUCUGCACUAUACUUGCUUGUUUUGUCACAUAAACCGAAAUUAGGCAAACAAUUAGAAUUUUAGCAACCAGGAAAUGGCAGAGCAUUUCUGCGUAGUGCACCUUUUUAAAGCUGAGGUGUGUUUGGCUGUCCAUCCUCUAACCUCUGCUUAGUCUCUGACCCAGAGGGUAUUUCUGUUCUGAUACAAAUACUGACAUCUCAACGCUGGGAGCCCUCUCCUUUUCGCUCAGCCUAAAGACUGACACAGUGGCUUGGGCUAAAGAAGGUGUGGGUCCCCUUACCUGGUGACACAAGAUUUUAAAAAAACGUAUAUUCCAUCUGGAUACAAGUAUUUUUUGUAGACCCAUAGUAGCUUACCCAGUCUUUAUUAGUCACGUUUCAUAAGGCCAAGCAAAUAAUGCCUUGCAGCUGAAAUGUCUUGGAGCUGCUCUGUUUUAAUAGGAGGCAGGUUAUGAAGUUACCAGUGGUGUGUGUGUGUGUAGUAGGUAGGGAGGUGUUGCGACACAUUGUGUGUCAGUGACAAUCGGUGGUGUCAGAAAGAGGGUUAGUGUAAGCCAUGCUCUCUGUUCCAUGUACAUUCCUCUCUCUCUCAAACACAUGCCUCUGUAUGUGACCCCCAUAACCAUGUCCUCAGUCUCUUCCUUACUAACAGGCUAUAUUAUGUACCUUGUGUGCCCCCUGUUGUUUAAAAGGCCAUAUUGCACACUCAUUGUCUGCUGUAGAUGUGUCUGUGUGAGGGUGUGUCUUACAGUAGACUUGCAUGAUCCAGUAUAAUCCAUGUUUAAUGACUGUGUGUGUGUGGGUAGGCCUUGCUCCAGACCCAUGAUGUGGUGGCCCAUGAGGUGUACAGUGAUGAGGCUCUGAGGGUGACCCCCCCGCCCACCUCACCCUACCUGAACGGAGACUCUCCCGAGAGCACCAACGGAGACAUGGACCUGGAGAACGUGACGAGAGUACGCCUGGUUCAGUUCCAGAAGAAUACUGACGAACCUAUGGUACGACACACACACACACACACACACACACACCGACCACACAUACACAUUUACUGACUCUUCCUGUUUGACCUUCCACCCUUGACGUCUUCAGGGCAUCACUCUGAAGAUGAACGAUCUGAACCACUGCAUCGUGGCCCGUAUCAUGCACGGAGGAAUGAUACACAGACAAGGUACAGGACACUUUUGGAAUAUGCCGUACACCCUAGCACAAACAAACCCACAUUCACCCUCACUCUUUUUUAGGUACGCUGCAUGUCGGAGACGAGAUCAGAGAGAUCAACGGGAUCAGCGUGGCCAAUCAGACCGUAGAACAGCUCCAGAAGAUGCUGGUGUGUAGUCCAAUCAGAUUCUGUUGUUCUCACCAUUGUCCAAUCAGCUUGAUUUGUCCUUAAACAUUACUACAAAUACAUGUGUGUAUCAGUGUAAGACUUAUUGGUUGUGAUCAUUUGAUCAUAAUGUUGUCCCCACAGAGGGAAAUGCGAGGGAGCAUUACCUUUAAGAUCGUCCCCAGCUACCGGUCCCAGUCCAUGUCUUGCGAGGUAUGGACCGAUUCUCUUGUGUCUCUAGAAAAUCAGGUAAAUGGGGUAAAGGAGCAUUCUAUUCUUCAGUUAUAAGCCAUUUUCUGUUGGGAUGUUUUUCACGUUUUUUUGUUCAUGUGUGUCUGCAGAAAGAGUCCCCAGACCUAUCCAGACAGUCGCCAGCCAACGGCCACGCUAGCGUCACUAGCUCCAUCCUGGUGAGGAUCUGUGGCUUGAUAUAGCUUCUGUCAGAUGACUCUAUUGUGUUGUAUUAGAAGUGUAUUAACUCUGUGUUAACUCUGUGUGUAGGAUCUGCCCUCUACCAUCCAGCCUAAAGGACGACAGGUGAGCGCUAUAGACUUCCCUUCCCUAACUCCUCCAGUCUUCUCUCCUGUCUGACUCGUCAUCUCUCACAUGGCUUUGUCUAUACCAGGGACACCAUUUGCUUGUUUGUGUGUGUGUACAUCUCUGUGUGUAUCUGUGUGUAUGUCUCUGCGUUUGUGUGUACAGUGCAUUCGGAAAGUAUUCAGACCCCUUCACGUUUUACACAUUUUGUUACGUUACAGCCUUAUUCUAAAAUGGAUUAAAUAUUUUUUUCUCAUCAAUCUACACACAUUACCCCAUAAUGACAAAGCGAAAACAGAAAUACCUUAUUUACAUAAGUAUUCAGACCCUUUGCUAUGAGACUCGAAAUUGAGCUCAGGUGCAUCCUGUUUCCAUUGAUUAUCCUUGAGAUGUUUCUACAACUUGAUUGGAGUCCACCUGUGGUAAAUUCAAUUGAUUGGACAUGAUUUGGAAAGGCACACACCUGUCUAUAUAAGGUCCCACUGUUGACAGUGCAUGUCAGAGCAAAAACCAAGCCAUGAGGUCGAAGGAAUUGUCCGUAGAGCUCCGAGACAGGAUUGUGUCGAGGCACAGAUCUGGGGAAGGCUACCAAAAAAUGUCUGCUGCAUUGAAGGUCCCCAAGAACAGUGGCCUACAUCAUUCUUAAAUGGAAGAAGUUUGGAACCACCAAGACUCUUCCUAGAACUGGCCGCCCGGCCAAACUGAGCAAUUGAGGGAGAAGGGCCUUGGUCAGGGAGAUGGGAGAACCUUCCAGAAUGACAACCAUCUCUGCAGCACUCCACCAAUCAGGCCUUUAUGGUAGAGUGGCCAGACGGAAGCCACUCCUCAGUAAAAGGCACAUGACAGCCCGCUUGGAGUUUGCCAAAAGGCACCUAAAGGACUCUGACCAUGAGAAACAAGAUUCUCUCGUCUGAUGAAACCAAGAUUGAACUCUUUGGCCUGAAUGCCAAGCGUCACGUCUGGAGGAAACCUGGCACCAUCCCUACGGUGAAGCGUGGUGGCAGCAUCAUGCUGUGGGGAUGUUUUUCAGCGGCAGGGACUGGGAGACUAGUCAGGAUCGAGGGAAAGAUGAACAGAGCAAAGUACAGAGAGAGAUCCUUUAUGAAAACCUGCUCCAGAGCGCACUGGACCUCAGACUGGGGCGAAGGUUCACCUUCCAACGGGUCAACGACCUCAAGCACACAGCCAAAACAACGCAGGUGUGGCUUCGGGACAAGUCUCUGAAUGUCCUUGAGUGGCCCAGCCAGAGCCCGGACUUGAACCCGAUCGAACAUCUCUGGAGAGACCUGAAAAUAGCUGUGCAGCGACGUUCCCCAUUCAACCUGACCGAGCCUGAGAGGAUCUGAGAGAAGAAUGGGAGAAACUCCCCAAAUACAGGUGCGCAAAGCUUGUAGCGUCAUACCCAAGAAGACACGAGGCUGUAAUCGCUGCCAAAGGUGCUUCAACAAAUUACUGAGUAAAGGGUCUGAAUACUUAUGUAAAUGUGAUAUACAUCUGCAACAAUUUCUGAAAACCUGCUUUUGCUUUGUCGUUAUGGGGUAUUGUGUGUAGGUUGAUGAGAAAAACAACAAUUUAAUCAAUUUUAUUAUAAAGGCUGUAACGUAACAAUGUGGAAAAAGUCAAGGGGUCUGAAUACUUUUAGAAUGCACUCUAUAUCUGUGUAUGUGUCAAACAUCAUUUGGCCAUGUCAUCUUAAAUUCCCCCUCCAUGUAUAAAAGGGAUACUUUGUGAUUUUGGCAAUGAGGCCCUUUAUCUACUUACCCAGAGUCAGUUGAACUUGUGGAUACCAUUUGUAUGUCUCUGUGUGCAGUUUGAAGGAAGUUGCUAACUAGCGCUAGCGCAAUUGCUAACUAGUGUUAGCGCAAUGACUGGAAGUCUAUGGGUAUCUGAUAACAUGCUAGUAGAUACCCAUAGACUUUCAGUCAUUGCGCUAACGCUAGCUAGUGUUGGCUCACACAAAUUCCUCCAACUUCCUUCAUAUUGGACACAGAGACAUAAAAAUGGUGUAGAUAAAGGGUUUCAUUGCCAAAGUCACCCUGUCUGUCGUAACCCGUCUCCCUGUCGUAACAUGUCCCCGUCUCCCUGUCGUAACAUGUCCCCGUCUCCCUGUCGUAACAUGUCCCCGUCUCCCUGUCGUAACAUGUCCCCGUCUCCCUGUCGUAACAUGUCCCCGUCUCCCUGUCGUAACCCGUCUCCCUGUCGUAACAUGUCCCCGUCUCCCUGUCGUAACAUGUCCCCUUCUCCCUGUCGUAACAUGUCCCCUUCUCCCUGUCGUAACCCGUCUCCCUGUCGUAACCCGUCUCCCUGUCGUAACCUGUCCCCGUCUCCCUGUCGUAACCCGUCUCCCUGUCGUAACCCGUCUCCCUGUCGUAACAUGUCCCCUUCUCCCUGUCGUAACAUGUCCCUGUCCCCCCGUCACAAGCUGUACUCCUCAGUCUCACUCACCUCCUUUGUCGAUGUCCCGUAUGUUUUCUACUGCAUGAUGUGUGUGUGUGAUGCUCUCAACCCCCUAGAUCUCCAGACCUGCCAUCAAGGACAAAAUGUCCAUCAAGGUAAGAUCUCUCAGUGGAUCCAAGUAGCAGUAGAUCCCAUGCAGUAUAUCCCUCAUUGUAGCUCUUGUAGAUCCAACAUUAGCUGGCGUCCAUAAUCCCCCUCCCCCCUACAUUUAAAAUUGUUGGUUGUUUGCUCGUAAGAUGUAGCCAAUCGGAGGCAACCAGAACGAUUAAAAUGGUACAUCUUUCUUUGAUUUGCCUAAUUUCAUUUCUCUUCUUCUUCUUCUUCUUCUUCCCUCCUCUGCUUCUUUGCUUGUUUACUGUGUCGAUUGUGGCCAUUUUGACCAAUCAAUGUCCCAUACAGCUCUCGUCAGGAGUUUGACCAUUCAAAAUCACCUCUUUCCUCCAUACCUCCAGCUUGAUCAAUCACAGUCCCCCUAUUCCCUCCCAGAUCAGUGGGCCUGACCAAUCACGUUUCUCCGUUUCCUCCCUCAGAUCUACGUGCGUGCCCAGUUUGAGUACGACCCUGCCAAGGAUGACCUCAUCCCCUGUAAGGAGGCCGGGAUCCGCUUCCGGGUGGGUGACAUCAUCCAGAUCAUCAGUAAGGACGACCACAACUGGUGGCAGGGCAAGCUGGAGAACACUAAGAAUGGAACCGCAGGGCUCAUACCGUCACCAGAACUACAAGAGUGGUGAGGACAGAACCCAUACUGUACAACCCGGCAGGGUUGGUACUUCCAUUCCAAUUCCAUUUCCAAUUCAGGAAGUGGAUUGAAAUUAUAAUGCAAGAAUUGCUAAAAAUCCUCAUAGGAAAAGUGCUGUAUAUUUUUCUAAUUAUUCAGCAGAAAUGUGACGCUGGUCUUUGGUUUUGAAGGGCCGUUACCACAGAUUUAAAAUAAGUGAAGUAUCUGUAUUUCCUUACAUUUUACUACACCCCCUCCAGGCGUGUGGCGUGUAUCGCCAUGGAGAAGACCAAGCAGGAGCAGCAGGCCAGCUGUACCUGGUUUGGCAAGAAGAAGAAACAGUACAAAGACAAGUACCUGGCCAAGCACAACGCAGGUACACACACACACACACACACACACACACACACACCGCAUGUUUUAGUAAUACAAUCAGAAACCAAUUAUUUAUUCAGUGGAACUACGUGUGUGUGUAAAAGUGUUUUGCUUGACAUGUUGGCUAUUAGAUAUUCCAAAUGUUGCCGUUGUGUUUUAUAUUGUAUGAUGCAUUCAAAUGUUAUUCCUUGUUUGAUAUUCUCUUGCAGCUUUAUUCACUGGCCAAAAAAUUGUCUCAAUUCUGAAUGUAGUAUAUUUUUAUUGUAUAAUAAAGACCAAUUCCCGUCUGUAGAGCUAAAUGUUUGGAUCACAUAGCUUACUACUGUACUGCAUGCGGUCUGUGAAAUGGUUUCCAAAUGAGUCUGACUAAUGCUGCGUGUUCUUUCCCCAGAACGGCCCCCUUUCCUCCCUCAAAGAGCUCCCCUCUAAACGUUGUCUCAAUGUUGACUGAAUGUUACAUGUCUAACGCUCCUGCCAUUAACAACCUGGCCUCCGAGUCCAAGCUAUGUACUGUAAUGUUUUUAUUUUAAGUUUUCUUCUAUUAACCCUCCCCUCCCUCCUUCCCUCUGUUCUGUCUAUCUUUCACGCGUCUCUUACCCAAUGGCUUGGCUGCAUGUAAGUAACUCUGAAUGAUGCCCAAUGACGCCCUCCUCCGUUUCUCUCCCUCUAUCCUCUACUUUAUUCAGUCUCUUUUCCUUGUUUGACAUCAGUAACCAGUUUGAACUUCUAUUUCGUUGUUUAAUUUGUUCGUCCUUGUUUUUAUGUUUUAUGUGUCCUUGUUUGUCCGUCUGUCACAGACCUGAAGUAUUGAACUUGUGAUUAAAAUAAUUCCAAUCACACUUAGGCCCUUUUUUAGAUGGCAAAAACAAACCACAAUCUCUUUCACACAGUUAUCGGUAAACGCAUUUCAGUGGUGAUUUAUCCGUUCUUUAUUUAAGCCAUUCAUUUGAUUCACCUCACUGUGCUGUGCACUACAGACGACCCCCUUCCAUUGUGUGUGUUUCAUUAUUCCUAUGGCUCUGUGAACUGUCAUCUCUAAUGCCUUUCACCCCCUCUGUUUCAGUGUUUGACCAACUAGACCUGGUCACGUAUGAAGAGGUGGUCAAACUGCCUGCGUUCAAGAGGAAAACACUUGUCUUGUUGGGUACGUUAGACAGAUGGUUCUUAGGUAGUGUUAACAAAAGGGGAACAGUUGGCAACACAUUAUUGAAUGUCUCUGUCUCAUUGUCUUGUCUGAUGUCUCUCUCUCCAGGGGCCCAUGGAGUUGGCAGGAGGCACAUCAAGAACACGCUCAUCACUAAGCACCCAGACCGAUUUGCCUACCCCAUUCCUCGUAAGACACACACCACACCACUACCACAUCACUACUACCACACCACCACCACACCACUACCACACCACCACACCACUACCACCACACCACUACUACCACUACCACACUACCACACCACUACACCACUACUACCACUACCACACCACUACCACUACCACACCACUACCACACCACUACAUCACUACCACUACCACCACAUCACUACCACUACACCACCACAUUACUACCACACUACCACAUCACCACCACCACAUCACUACCACACCACCACUAACACACCACUACCACACCACCACUAACACACCACUACCACCACCCCCACCAAUACCAUCACCACACCACUACCAACAUCACAACAACUACAUGGAAAUCUAUGCACUAAGACAGAACUUGAUUGUAGGAACCUCCAAUCAGUUUCUAUCACACUCACCCCUCCCUCCUCUCUCUCUCUCUCUCUCUCUCCCUCCCUCUCUCCCUCCCUCCCUCCCCCCUCUCUCUCACUCCCUCUCCCUCUCCCCACAGACACAACCAGACCUCCAAAGAAGGAUGAGGAGAAUGGGAAGAACUACUACUUUGUGACUCAUGACCAGAUGAUGCAGGACAUCAGUAACAAUGACUACCUGGAGUACGGUAGUCACGAGGACGCCAUGUACGGCACACGGCUAGAGACCAUCCGCCAGAUCCACCAGCAGGGUAUGAUCUCCAUACUGGACGUGGAACCACAGGUAGGUGUUUUUAUGUGAGGUGGAGAUGGGUGGGGAUUGUUUUUGUGUGGGGUGGAGAUGGGUGGUGGUUGUUUUUGUGUUGGGUGGGGUUGUUUUUAUGUGGGGUGGAGAUGGGUGGGGUUGUUUUUGUGUGGGGUGGAGAUGGGUGGUGGUUGUUUUUGUGUUGGGUGGGGUUGUUUUUAUGUGGGGUGGAGAUGGGUGGGGGUUGUUUUUUGUGGGGUGGAGAUGGGUGGGUUUGUUUUUGUGUGUGGUGGGUUUUGGGGUGAGAUGGGUGGGGUGUUUUUUGUUGGGGUGGAUUGGGUGGGGUUGUUUCUUGUGGGGUGAGAUGGGUGGGGUUUUUUUGGGGUGGGUGGAGUGGGUGGGGAGUGGUGGGGUGGAGAUGGGUGGGGUUGUUUUGUGUGGGUGGAGAUGGGUGUGGGUGGUUUGUUUUUGGGUGGAUGGUGUGUUUUUAUGUGGGGUGGAGAUGGGUGGGGUUGUUUUUGUGUGGGGUGGAGAUGGGUGGGGUUGUUUUUGAUGUGGGGUGGAGAUGGGUGGGGUUGUUUUUGUGGGGUGGAGAUGGGUGGGUUGUUUUUGUGUGGGGUGGAGGGUUUUUUUAUGUGGGGGGAGAUGGGUGGGUUGUUUUUUGUGGGGUGGAGAUGGGUGGGGUUGUUUUUGUGGGGUGGUGGUGUUGUUUUAUGAGGGUGGUUUUUUUAUUGGGGUGUGGGGGGUUGUUUUUUGUGGGGUGGAUGGUUGUUGUUUUUAUGUUGUGGCGUGGGUGGGGUUUUUUUGUGUGGAGAUGGGUGGGUUUUUUUGUGUGGGGUUGUGGGUGGGGUUUGUUUGGUGGGGGUGAUGGGUGGGGUUGUUUUUGUGUGGGGUGGAGAUGGGUGGGGUUGUUUUUGUGUGGGGUGGAGAUGGGUGGGGUUGUUUUUGUGUGGGGUGGAGAUGGGUGGGGUUGUUUUUGUGAGUCCAGUAUUUAUUAAGCAGUAUAUAUUCCACCGGCAGAAAAUCAAUGAUGGUGGACCGCUGACCUUAAUGUUAACUUUUAUGCCUUUCCCUGACCCUUAACCUAAAUUAAAAUAUACCUGACCUUAACUCUAACCUUAACUCUAACCUAACCCUCACUCUUAAACCUAACCUUCAUUAAGCUCUAAGUUUUAGUUCUGCCGGUUGAAAAUACACUUCCUGUUCAUUGAUACUGUGGAGAGUUUUUAAAUGUAGCUUACUAGUCAGUUUUCUGUCAGUCAUCUCUUGUUUCUCUUCAGGCACUCAAGGUGUUGAGGACGGCUGAGUUUGCCCCUUACGUUGUGUUCAUCGCAGCUCCCACCAUCACCCCUGGAAUGAACGAGGUUAGGGCCAACACACACACACACACUGCUACUGUGUCCGUCAUGUUUUGGGUUGUCUCUGUAAUUUUGCUGUGGUGAAAGGUCCAUCACACUGCAUGUGUCCUGUCUGUGUGCAUUCCUGUUGAUUUUUCUUUGGCAUGCCUUUCUCCUUGCACCCAAGCUUCCCAAGUGGUGCAGGAAACUGCCUGUAAGUACUGGAUAUGUAGAAGUAGUUUAGCUCAUAUACACACAUUUUAUAGGUGUGUGUAUUGUGUUUGUGUGUCAAUGGUUUGUUGUUUUUGAGUAUACCAAUAGUUUGGAGUCUCUGGGAGUACCAUUUCCUCUUUCUUUCCAUUGUGUGACUCUACCCUUCCCACAAUGCCUGGAACAAGUGUAUUUUCUUCCUGUUAUUCUGACUCUCUCUCUUCCCUCUCCUCCUCCUCCCCUCCUCCCUCCAGGAUGACUCCCUCCAGCGGCUGCAGAAGGAGUCAGAGGGCCUCCAGAAGACCUACGCCCAUUACUUUGACCAGACCAUCAUCAACAACGAGAUUGACGACACCAUCCGUCUGCUGGAGGAGGCCGUGAACCUGGUGUGCACCACCGCCCAGUGGGUCCCUGUGUCCUGGGUUUACUAACCCCUGAACCCAGACCAUCCAUCCAACCAACCCCAGACCAACACCAAACUCUGACUUUCGUCCCCAAUUCCCGAACAAACCCCGGUUUUCUUUUACAAUGCAUCUCUGUGGAACAUCUCCGUGGAACAUCUCUGUGGAAACCGUGUAGAUGAAGGAAAAAAUGAAUGAAAAAGGACUGAAACCGCCUCUGAAACCUCAGUCAGUCCUCCUGCAGAACAACAGUGACUUCUGUCCCACUGUCCCCCUCCUCUCCACUCCUUACCAACUGCCUCAAAGGCACAUUGUUGUGUGUGUGUGUAUAUAUAUACAUAUAUAUAUAUAAUAGAAAAAUAAUAAAUAUGGUCCUUAAGUUGAAUGUGGGGAGGGAGGGGGGUGACGUUGUAGACAUUUUCUACCUUAUUUCUUUUUGUAUGAUUACAGAGACUGCUGUCUGAGGGGAGAAGGAGAGGAGGACAAACGUGACACGGUGAUGGGUGUCGGGGUGUCUGUGUUGCUGUUUACCUUGUAUAAGGCAUUUCCUAUGAUCAUCAGUCAGAAGCUAGCCGUGUGCCCCCCUGACCCCUUACUCCUAUUGGUCGCCUCAUGCUCUUUGUGCUCCGCCCCUCAGAGUCAGCGGAGGUCCCUCUUGCACAGUCGCCGCUGCCGCAGUGGCACCACGUCCUAUUGGGCGGAUAGAAAAGCA
Messenger RNA from Coregonus sp. 'balchen', 19523 nucleotides. NCBI's taxonomy places the organism in Eukaryota, Metazoa, Chordata, Actinopteri, Salmoniformes, Salmonidae. The record is from the annotation of a GenBank genome assembly.